CGACCGGCCGGCUUGGCUCCUCGUAGUAAUUAGUAGAGGAUGGGUGUGAUAUCCCGGAAGGUCUUCCCGGCGUGCGGGGCCCUGUGCUACUUCUGCCCCGGGCUCAGGGCGCGGUCCAGGCAACCUGUGAAGCGGUACAAGAAGAUCCUCGCCGAAAUCUUCCCCAGAACGCCGGAUGAGGAACCUAACGAGAGAAGGAUCGGGAAGCUGUGUGAGUACGCGGCCAAGAACCCUAUUCGAGUCCCAAAGAUCACAGUUUACCUGGAGCAAAGGAUUUACAAGGAAUUAAGAACAGAGCAGUAUGGUUUUGCCAAAGUGGUGAUGCUGAUAUACCGCAGACUGCUGGUUUCUUGUAAAGAGCAAAUGCCACUGUUUGCGAGUAGCUUAUUAAGCAUUGUACACACUCUUUUGGAUCAAAAGAGGCAGGAUGACAUGCGCAUUAUAGGGUGUGAAACCUUGUUUGAUUUUGCUGUCAAUCAGGUGGAUGGUACAUACCAAUUCAAUCUUGAAGGGCUGGUCCCAAGACUAUGUGAACUAGCUCAAGAGGCAGGAGAGGAUGAGAGAGCAACUUCACUGCGUGCUGCAGCCCUGCAAGCCCUUUCAGCUAUGAUCUGGUUCAUGGGAGAGCUUUCUCAUAUCUCGUCAGAGUUCGAUAAUGUUGUUGAAGUUGUAUUGGAAAACUACAAACCUCAGAAGGCCCAAAAUGAUGAUCAAGUUACCACAGAUCCAGACAAUGAAACAGCGCAACAAGCCCAGAAAACAGAGCAAAAUACAUCCCCCUAUGUCAUUUCUGAGAUCCCCUCCUGGGAGAGCUUUGUUAAUGCUAAGGGCGGAGUUAACCUGUCUAUGGAAUAUGCCAAGGAUCCUAAGUUUUGGUCCAGAAUCUGUGUGCACAAUAUGGCUAAGCUUUCUAAGGAGGCAACAACAUUCCGUCGAAUCUUGGAGUCCUUGUUCCGGUGUUUUGGUAACAGUAGUUCCUGGUCACCAGAUAAUGGACUUGCUCUCUGUAUAUUGUUAGACAUGCAACUGUUGGUAGAAAGCACAGGGCAAAAUAUGCAUUUACUGCUGUCUCUACUAAUAAAGCAUAUUGAAAACAAAGCAAUGUUGAAGCAACCAGAGAUCCAGCUUAGCAUCGUGGAAGUGGCAGCUACCCUUGCAGAACUGUCCAGUUCCCAGGCUUCAGCAAUAACUAUAGGUGCUAUAAGUGAUCUAGUCAGACAUUUAAAGAGAACAUUCCAUAUUACUCUUGGUAGCAAAGACGCAGAGCUAGUAAAAAGAAAUGAAAGUUUCCGCAAGGCUAUAGACGACUGCCUAGUGCAACUGUCAAAGAAGGUAUCUGAUGCUGGGCCAGUUCUUGACAUGAUGGCGGUGAUGCUAGAGAACAUUGCAAGCACUGCUGUAGUAGCUAGAUCAACUGCAGCUGCAGUUUAUCGCACAGCUCAAAUAAUAGCUGCUGUACCAAAUUUGCAGUAUCAGAAUAAGGUGUUUCCAGAAGCUUUAUUUCAUCAGUUACUCUUAACAAUGAUCCACCCUGAUCAUGAAGCUCGUAUCGCUGCACACCGCAUAUUUGCUAUUGUCUUGGUCCCCUCCUCUGUUUCCCCCCUGAUUCAAGCAAGUGCCACUAGUCAGGCUAGGACACGUGACAUGCAGAGAACACUAUCUAGAGCUGUCUCCGUGUUUUCAUCUUCAGCUGCUAUCUUUGACAAGUUGAAAAAGGAUAAGCACCCGGACAAUUCACAAGGUGAAGAUAAUGGAAAUACUAAACGGCAAAACUUACCUGUAUCUCAAAGCCGCCGCGGUAGCAUGAGAGUUCCUAACUUUUCCAUGAAAAAGGGUCCAUCAAUGGCUCUGAGGGCUCCUUCGGUAUCUGUUAGAGCUCCUUCCAUCGCACUUAGAGGUCCUUCCAUGGCUCUGAGAUCGCCUUCUAUGGCUGUUAAGGAAGACAAAGGUUCCUCAAGCAAAUCAGAUGAUGAAAUGGAUUCCCUUUUGCUGAAGUUGAGCAGUCGUCAGAUCACACUUUUGCUGACAUCCAUUUGGGCUCAAGGAGUGUCUCCUGAAAACACUCCUGCAAACUAUGAAGCCAUUGCUCAUACCUACAGCUUGCUUCUAUUGUUUUCUGGAUGCAAGGCAUCAAUUUUUGAGGCUCUUACUCAGAGCUUUCAGGUUGCAUUUGCUUUGAGGAGCUAUUCACUUACUGAAGCAGAAUCGUUACCACCAUCUCGGCGCCGCUCCUUGUUUACUCUGGCGACAGCCAUGAUUAUUUUCUCUUCAAGAGCUUUCAAUGUGGUGCCUCUUAUUCCAAUCUGCAAACAGAUGAUUAAUGAGCGAACGGGCGAUCCAUUCCUUCAUUUGGUGGAUGAGAGUAAACUUCAGGCGGUGAAAGAUUCCUUAGACGACCCAUCAAAAAUAUACGGAUCGCCAGAGGACAAUACUAAUGCACUGAAGGCUCUUGAAGCAAUAGAGCUAUCAGAAAGUCAAUCUCGAGACAGCAUCGUCUCCACAAUCAUGAACAAUAUAGCAAAUAUUAUUGAUGCGGAGUUGCACAGUGUGAGAAGCCAACUGCUAAGUGAUUUCUCCCCCGAUGACAUGUGCCCAAUGAGCACUCAGUUCUUUGAAUCACCUGAUGAGAAUUCAUCAGGGUCUCAUGAGGAUGCUCACCAUGAAGAGGGUAUGCUGAUUGACCUGGGUCAUGAUCAUGAUAUUUUUGGGGAAGCUUCAGAAAGUACGUCAGCUACUGCAUCUAUUCCUGCUGGAGAUCUUAUGAGUAUCGAUCAGCUUCUCGAAACAAUUGGCGCCGACCCUGCACAUCACACAGAAAGUGCUCAUCUGUCAGCAGACAUGCCGUUCAUGGAGAUGACUAGCCAAUGCGAAGCCCUCACGACAGGGAAACAGCAGAAGAUGUCUACCUUCAUGAGUUUCCAGCCAAGCUCGCAACCAGCCCCCAUGCCCAGCCAGCAGCCCGGCCAGAUGGAGCUGGAUUUCUUCAGUGAUCCCCCGUUGCCCCAGGCUGGGGUCCAGAGCACGAACCCGUUCCUUGACGACAACUGGGCCGCUUUCCCUCAGCACAUGGACGCUGGCAACCCGCAGUCAGCCGAUGAUCCAUUCGAGCAACAUUUCCUGAAGCUACCGGCGGCAAGCCCUUACGACCACUUCAUGAGGGCUGCAGGCUCAACAGGCCAGAGCUGAACUCAGCCUGCAUUGCAGCAGCAACUCUGUCGCGUCUCGGUGCAUUGUACCGACAGGUAGGAUGGACGUCUCAGGUUCCUGCCGAUCGAAGAUGCGGCAAUUUUCCGUCCUUGUGUUUGCCAGAAAGGUGUAAUAUAUCUGCGCGCUUGUGUGCGCGGGAAGGUGCUCUUAGAGGUUCAACCGGAGUCUGACACCUAUUCCGUUCAUUCUUUGUGUAUAGUGGUAUGUAUAGGCUUGGUUACUGUGUUGUAUGUAUAUUAUCCAACGCGACGUGUAGAGGGACUGAAGGGAGCAGUACCUUCGGGGGUACCACAGAAAGUUUGUACUACAUGCGUGUAACAUGGCUGCCGAGUGCAGCGUAUAUAACGAAAGGAAAAGGAUGAUCAAAAAGUCUCUCUUGUACCA
Molecule: messenger RNA, 3591 nt
Organism: Lolium rigidum
Lineage: Eukaryota; Viridiplantae; Streptophyta; Magnoliopsida; Poales; Poaceae
Product: protein SEMI-ROLLED LEAF 2-like
Exons: 20
Coding region: 40-3186 (1048 amino acids)
Source: RefSeq, a predicted model, not a curated record